Amorphotheca resinae ATCC 22711 is the source of this 624-nucleotide messenger RNA. RefSeq lists its product as hypothetical. The transcript has a single exon. The coding region runs from base 1 to 624 and encodes 207 amino acids. NCBI's taxonomy places the organism in Eukaryota, Fungi, Ascomycota, Leotiomycetes, Helotiales, Amorphothecaceae. The record is from RefSeq and is a predicted model, not a curated record.
AUGUGCAUCCCAUUCCUCAUCCGACGCUUUCGCGCCCUCAUCAGACGCUUUUGCGGCCAGAAGAAUGAUGCCGACUUGCUUCCUCAAUACAACGAGAAGCAAAUCCUCCAUCAGGUGUCCCCGAGCGACGUUCUCGUCUCGCACCCUGAACCCUUUGAGAGAAGCUAUUCAGCAGAUCUCAACCAUCACGCCGUGGAGUGUGUUCGACCCACCGAGUUUGUUCAGCAACCCGUCACUUUUCCAGUCUUUCCGGACUUUAUCCCGGUCAGACCCGAGACUCGACGCAUCUUUGCAGAACUCAAGCAACAGCAUGUCAAGACUGUUCGCCCACACCAUAUCAAAUGUAUUCGGCCACAAGCUAUCAAACCUGUUCGCACACUCAGCGUCAGAUUUGUCCAGCCACCGAAAGUCCGCCAGCCAUCGUAUCAGAACUUCGUCCCGCAGAUUCCUGGCUCCUGGCCCGCCGACGAGGAAGUGACAUAUGACAUCACCCCUCCUCGACCAGCUCAUCAUCGGAACAUCACCCCGAAGAUGCCUGGAGCGUGGCCAGAAACGCAGUACGAAACACACCAGUUCCGUCUGCCGAGCUACACCCUCAACUCCCCUUAUCGAGGACGUUUUUGA